Molecule: messenger RNA, 1170 nt
Organism: Durusdinium trenchii
Lineage: Eukaryota; Dinophyceae; Suessiales; Symbiodiniaceae
Source: the annotation of a GenBank genome assembly
AUGGAAGGCACGAGGCUUCGCUCCAGUCCAAGGGAUGGUUCAUCCUCAAUCCUCAAGAAAGGCGAAGGAGCUGGGCCUGUGGCCGAGAGUGGCUGGCCCUUGACCGUCUUGGAGGAUCCAGCGAAGUGCAGUUCCGUCUCACGCGUGGACUCCGUCGCAGAGUUUCGGGACUUUGUGCGUCAUGGCCGGCACUCGGAGGGAGAGAUGUGCAUCCUCACUGAAGGCAUCUCCAAGCUGCAGUUGACAAACUCCAUCCCCGAGACCUUGAGCGAGGUUCUUUCGCAGCGGAAGAAGCUCUCAGCCGUUGAAGCCCUCCUGAAGACGAUUGAGCAAGGCGAGGAUCCCUGGACAGGUGAACUCUUCUGGUGGCCGCCGGGUGAGACGCGACGCGAGGAGGUGUUGGGGGAAGAUCUGCGCAGCAAGCUCUUAAGAUAUCGCCCCUUCGUCGAAACGUGCUACGCCGCAGAGCUCCGAAGCUCGCGGAGGGGGCCGCAUCCUCGAAGCUGUGAGCAGACUGACACCUUGACGAGCCUGGAUGUGAAGGACCUGGUGACCUCGCAUGGAUCCGUCCCUCUGUGGGACCGAGGACAUGGCUUCCUUGGAAGCAGUGGUGCGGGCAUCGGCCUGCACGUCGACCAGGCUUGGUGGAGCAACAUCGCAAAGAACUUCUAUGGGUACAAACUGGUGGCACUCUGGGCUCCAGGCUCCAACGUGUUGGAGACGUGUGGUGGAGAACUCUUCAGAAAGCCUUUGUGCCAUCGACACCUGAGCGCCCUAGAUCGCUGCUGUGCGGUGGCGCUCCUUCGACCAGGGGAUGUGGCCUGCUUCACUGGAGGCUUGCCCCACACGACCUUGGUGGUGGGAUCAGAACUCAAUCUCACUUUCUAUGAGAGUUUCGUGAACUGGAAUUGUGACAAUCUUGCUUUGCUUCUUUCAGGACUCCAAAGACCCAUCGACCAAGCUUGGUGGCAGAACAAUAUGUCUCCCGAGUUUGCGCAGACCGUCCUGGAUGAUAUCCUACGAGUGGUAGAUGCAGGAGGCAAGUUGGAGGAAUUCCAGGAACGAUUUGUCUCAUUCCUUCGUUCGAGGCCCAUCGCUGCUGCUAGACUGGCUGGCAAGGUUCGUCCAAGUGGAGAAGCCCCAAUGAAAAGGCGAUGUCUCAGAUCCUGA